UUCCCCCAUUAACUAUGACUAAUGGGUCCAUGGCCCACAGGGGCGUUCAUCUAAUUUUGGGCCACCUGGCAUAAAAACAUGGGAAAAGGGGGGGGGGGGGGGGUAUAUGUCUGACAUUAAUGUUGCUUAUGAAAUGAUUGGAAACUUUUUGCGAUCAAGACCUCACGUGAGAUUAAAGCAGGGGUGAGAUUGAGGGGGGGGGGGAGGUUGUACUGCAGGAGCAUCAGGGGCAUUAAACUGGGGAGUGGACCUCCUCUACCCCCGCCUCCCCUCCUCCUCUCCCCAUCUUUGCUCUCUUACCUCCUCCGCAGUGCACUUGCAGCUGAGCAGCGCUCCGGACAGGACGGUCUCCUCCUCCUCCUCCUCCCUCUUCUUCCUCUUCUUCCUCCUCUCCUCCUCUCUGUGGUGUCAGGGUGGUGUGCACACUGUACCCGUGGUGGUGUCGGUGUUGAAGGGGGCGGGUACACGUGCACCCGACAGUCGCAUGCUCUGCCUAUAGAGUGCAGAGGUCCCGGCCAGCAGACGCGUGAUGGUGAUGAUGAUGAUGAUGGUGAUGAUGAUGAUGAUGAUGGUGAUGAUGGCGAUGGCGCGGACUCAUUGAUAAAACAAUCCAUUCAGUAUAGUUGGGUUUUAAAAUGAGCUCUCCUCCUGCUGAGCUCUCCUCCUCCCCCUCUUCCUCCUCCUCCUCCUCCUCCUCCACCUCCUCCUCAUAGCGCUGCCUUCCCCUGCACAUGAUCUGUUUUAUGCGACUCCAGCCGGCGACGCAGGAUGACUUCUCCUCUACCGCUGGUGAUUCUGUGCGCUCUGGUGGCGUUCGCGUCCGCGUCGAAGACGGAGCGGGCGGUGCUGCAGCCCUGUGACUCGGGCCAGUACACGAGCAGCGGGGAGUGCUGCGCGGAGUGUCCACCUGGAGAGGGCGUGGUGAAGAAGUGCGGCGCCACUCAGACCGUCUGCGCCCAGUGUUUGGACAGCGAGACCUUCUCGGAGAACUACAGUCACGCGGAGCAGUGCAAGCCGUGCACACAGUGCACCGGCCUGAUGCGGCUGCAGACGCCCUGCACCGACUCCAACGACGCCAUCUGCGCCUGCAACUACAACUACUUCUUCAACGGGAUCUCCGGCCGCUGCGAGCCGUGCACCGUGUGCCCGACGGGGGAGGGCGUGUACACGCACUGCGACCACGACCACGACACGGUGUGCGAGGAGUGCGUGGACGACACCUUCUCCGACCGGGAGAGCUCCCUGGAGCCCUGCCUCCCGUGCACCAUCUGCGACGAGGAAACGGAGGUGCAGCUGGGCGUGUGCGCGCCGACCUACGACUCCGUCUGCCAUAAUCCGAACCUACCCACCGAUAUAACGCCCACCUCGGACGUGCCUGCCUCUCCGCCGUCCUUCACCAAUUACUUCCCCCCGGACGGCUCCGAGAGCCCGCUGCCCGGCGCGGAGACGACCACGUCGAGCGCCGUCUCUCCCCGCUUCCUCGGCCACGGCUUCAACGAGAACCUCAUCCCCAUCUACUGCUCCAUCCUCGCCGCCGUGGUGGUGGGCCUGGUGGCUUAUAUUGUCUUUAAGAGGUGGAAUAGCUGCAAGCAGAACAAGCAGGCGGCUAAUAACCGCGCGGCCACAAACAACCAGAUGGUGACGCCCGAGGGGGAGAAGCUGCACAGCGACAGCGGCAUCUCGGUGGACAGUCAGAGUCUGCAGGAGCAGCAGCAGCAGCAGCAGCAGCAGCAGCAGCAACAGGCCCAGGCCGAAGUCCAGACUCAGCCCUCCCACUCGCACACGCAGGAACAGAUAGUGGUGAGGGUGGACGGCGGCCCGCAGCCCGACUCGCCUCCCCCCGGAGUCUGAGGAGGAGAGAGAGAGAGGAGAGCUGACGGACCGGAGCCGUGGACCCACAAGAAAGCAGCUUCUGGAGGGUCGGUGGGGGGAGGAGGGGGGGGGGAUUUCCCACGCAGAGGGAGAAAAAAAACCGCAAAACUGACUCUGAUUCAUAUCGGAAGUGGCCACAGAGCAAAGAACUUGACUUGCAUGGACCUCCGGGCGCCGGCGGGCCGCGGCCUCGACUCCUCAUCCCUGCGUACGGAGUCCAACUCUGUCUGAUCGUGCCUGGACACAACCUCGACAGCAAUAUCAGUCACUAUCUGUCACCAACUGUCCCCGCAAGAGACAUAACCAGUAGAUACGCCAGUGCAUCCCCCUAUUAACUGAAUACUCCCGGUAUCUAAUGUUGACACGUAACACGAUUAUCUCUCAACUGCCAGCUUAUCCACUUAAGCUUUUCCAUUUCCCCUCUUCCCUCUAAUUCCACAUUGACUUUGCCAUGAAACACAUGUGCCUGAAAGGUAAAUAGGCAGAACGAUGCUCCAUUAUCUCCUCGUUCUUCUCGGCCUUCCCCCCCCUCCCCCCCCUCCUCUCCUCAUAGUCCUCUGCAUCCAAACACUUCUUCGUCUUCUCUGAUUUGACCGGCGACAUGUCUCGUGACGUCUCGUCUUGUGAGAAACGUCUGCAGCAUUGUUCCGAUGCAGGUGACUCACACUCGGGUAGAAAGGUUCAUUACGGUGUCGCCUGCUCGGUAAAACAAGCCUUUUUCCGCUUGACCCUGCGCUCCCCGCUGUGACACAUCCCCCCCUCCCUUCGGGGGGGGGGGGGGGUCGUGUUGUGUUGUGAUUUCAUGUAACACAUCCAAAAUAUUUGUCCGCUUGUUUGCUGUCGAUAAUUUCAUUUCGCGGUCUCGAGUUACAGGGGGGGGGGGGGGCGCGGUGGGGGCUGACUCAGCAGCGCUGGCUGGACGUGCAACAUGAGAGGAACAUCUCCGGACACCGCGGCGAUGAGUUGACAUGUUGGGGAAGUGAUGAGCGGCGGUAAAUAAGGACUGACUGGCGCUUCAAAGAAUUUUGGGGACUGAAAAAAGUGUCCAAAAAAAGGAAUCUCCUCUUUCAUAAUUCACAUUUGCUCAGUGGAAAAAUCUAAAAAAACGCCGCUCUACUUUUGUUAUCCCCACCACCUCUUCCUCCAUAUUCUCAUUCUCACGACCUUUGCAUACAGCUAAUAUCUGAGCCCGAUGCCCGGUGUUGAGGCGCCGGUGCAUCGUCGCCGGCUGAUUGCGUCAACACAGCGCCCCAUCGGCCCCUGCUCCACUCCGCUCAGUUCACCUCUCAUCCGGAUUAACGCGGCGGGGCGACGCGGUCCCCUUUGAUGCCUCGACGCGACAUUUUCCCCCCCCCCCCGAGUCCGAGACCGCUGACAUUUCGCCGCGGUGGAAUGAAAGCACUUAGUCCAGGCUCACUUCUAAGGCCGGGUGACACCUUUCAUCACGCAGCGGUCACUUUCAUGUCGCUUCCCCCCCAUCUGUUGCUGCCCGCGGCAACUGCAGACGCGGUCGACGUACGCACAUUGUAAAUGAAGUAUUCUGUAGCUGAGCUCGGGCGUUCGGUCCAGCGGGGGGCACGCACCUUCUCAGGGUCCCUCUCGUUGUGAAAUGAUUCAAAAACUCCACAGGAGGAUUUUCUUUUAAAUGAUCCGAAAGAUGAUUCUGUUAGCGGUAUGAUGGCGUAUAGGUGUAAGAGCAGAUGUGAGGUUUAAAAAAAAAAUAGAAGAGCGGAGAAAGAUCCGGGUUGAUGUGCAAGUAAGCUACUUCCAACAUAAUUCAGAAAGUCACGGAUUUAAAAAUAUGGAAUAGUUUGAUAUUGGAGGAGAGUUUUAUUGGCUCUCUGGAUGAGAGUUAGACGAUGGUUAGCUUAGCUUAGCUUAGCUUAGCAUAGCAUAAAGACUGGGAAUGAGAGUGAAGGGCCAGUCUUGCUUCUGUUGAAAGGUGACAAAAAGUUUCACAUCAUACUGUGACUUCUUUGUUUAAAUUAAAUGAAAAUGAAGAGUGUAAAACACAACCCAUUAUGUCUUUUUUUAACACUUUAAAGGAGACAUAUUAUGCUCAUAUUCAGGUUCAUAAUUUCAAUUUGUGUUAUAACUUGAGAAGGUUCACAUGCUCCAAUGUUCAGUAAACACAUCAGUUUCCUCAGACUGUCCAUUCCUGCAGCUCCUCUCUCCAGCCUCCGUCUGAAACGCUUGGUUUUUUAGCUCCUGUCUCUUUAAGGCCUCUCCCUCCCAACUAAGCCCAGUCUGCUGUGAUUGGUCAACGGCUUCCAGCGCGUGUAGGAAGUCCUCCCGCUCUCGCUUUACUUGGCUUUGUUGCCAGACUAGCCACUAACAUCGUGCACGUUUCAGGAGCUUCAGUGUUUCCUGUCGGUGAGACGAGCUCCCUUUACCUCAGACUUUUAACUUUUGCAGAACUUUUACAUACACAACAAAACCUCUAACGCACUAGAGGAAAGGGACGAACUGGGAAAAAAAGCAUAAUAUGUCUCCUGUCUUUCAACAGGCCCAUCGGACUCUCUCCGAGAAAGAGAAUGUGUGUACUAACUGUUACUUUAGCGGAGGCGUAGGAUGUGUUUCCUUGUCAGCGGAGCUUUUGCAUUCUAGCGAUGGAUGAGAAACGUGGGUCAGAACAGUGGGAGAAAAUCAGCGGCUGCAUCCUGUCUGAUGCUGUUUGCAGGUCACCCGUUCAUCGACACCCCAGGACAAUUUCACUGGUCUUGUGCGAGGGAAUCAUCAGGCGUGGACACGUCUCGCACACACUCACACACACUCUGCUGAGAGUAUGAUUCAUCCUGAUCCGAGCUGCGGCAGUGACAUUAAAAAGCAGACGCUGCCACAGUUGAAGUGACCAGAUUGUUGAUUUUAAGACAGAAAGAAAAAGAAAAUAUAUAUAUUUAUAAAAGAACAUACUCAUUUCUUUCUGACCCCCCCCCCACCGAGGCCCAAUCAGCCCUCCAGCAGCACAUCAUCCACCCUAAAACAACUCCUUCUUUCUCCAGCAGCUAUGUGCAGUCACACACACACACACACACACACACACACACACACACACGGUGUAAGAAUGUACAACCAGAAUACAAACAGAAAAUAAUAUGCAAGCCACAUUCAAGGAUUACGUUUUUUUAAGUGUUUUUUUUGUCGUUAUGUUUCCCCUGUUUGUUUGUAUUAUGAAUACUAGUAUUACACUUUUUGGAAUCAGUAUUUUUUCUAACGGAUAUGUUAUUUUGUAGCACUUAUUUAGGUGUAAUAUGAAUGCACUCAAAGAGUGUACCACAGUUCAAGUGCCUGUGUAGAGUGUCGGGUCUUUUAAGUUGAGAAGUUUGACUAUAUUUUUGACAUUUCUUUUUUCACUUAUCUUAUGAUUUAUGGUGCAUUUUAUUUUGAUAAUUUGAGAGCUAAUGAAGGAGUCUCGUAAAUCAAGGUCAAAGCGACACACAGAUGAUCCUCGGAGACAGAAACAAACUGUAUAAACAAUAUGGAGGGACUUACAAUAAAAAAUAGGUUGCCCAUGAAUUCAUAGUGUACGUUCAAAAUGUUCAUAAAGACCGGCAACUGGAAGGGUCGUGUAGCAUUAUGAAAACAUACAUGUCACCGUGGACUUCUGCUCUAAAAGUCUCACAGUGCCGGUAGUUCGAUAGUAAUCAGCUGUACUGUGCAGAUCUUUUUGCAUGUACAGUAAGUUGUUCCAUCAUGUUCCUCCAUCUCAGAGGCGACAGGACAUGUAACGUGCGGUAACGCGACACCCACGUGGAGGUUCACUGUGAUAUUAUCACGACAAAACUCGAUGCAGGUGGACACGGACCUGCUCCCGCGAGGGAAAACCCCCGAAUGUCACCUGUACUUAACCUACUAAUGAAAAAAAAAAAAUGCAUUGUGUAAAUGUGAAUUUCUUAGACUUGAUACGAGAUACGGAAAUACACUAAAAUGUACAAAAAACAACAAUUGUGUGCAAAUGAAAUGAACAUCUAUAAUACAAAUAAACUGAGGUGUCAUUGC
Molecule: messenger RNA, 5871 nt
Organism: Scophthalmus maximus (turbot)
Lineage: Eukaryota; Metazoa; Chordata; Actinopteri; Pleuronectiformes; Scophthalmidae
Gene: ngfra
Product: nerve growth factor receptor a (TNFR superfamily, member 16)
Exons: 6
Coding region: 769-1851 (360 amino acids)
Biological process (GO): Rho protein signal transduction
Cellular component (GO): cell surface; plasma membrane
Molecular function (GO): death receptor activity; coreceptor activity; nerve growth factor binding
Source: RefSeq, a predicted model, not a curated record